CGAACAGCACUGAGGAGGAGAGAAAAGGGUGUAGUUAGAAACAGGCUGGUGUGAGUGUAUUUGUGUGUAUGCGUGUGUGUGUGUGUGUGUGCAGAGAGGGAGAAUCGGAGAGAGGAAGAGAGUGACGGGUGCAAGUGGGAUUCAGAGAAAACAGUUUUUGCAAAGAGGAGAAGAAAAGGAGGAGGACGUGAAGAGAGAAAAAGCUGUGUUUUUUUUAUGUUAUUAUUUUUGUCUUUUGCUGCCCGACAUGUGUUUCAGUUUGGUGAUGCUGUUCCUCUGUCUUCCCCAAACAGAGCUGGCAAGAGUUUGGGAUCAACGGCAAACAGACAACUGGUACACUGUGAUCUCACAACAACAUGAAGAGUCAACCGGAGGUGACAGUCAUCCUCACAGAGCGCAGAGGUCGUCCUCAGGCCACACCAGGAUAAGCAGGGCGGUCCUGGGUGGAGGACUAACCAUCGACACCCUGCCAGACAACAUGACACGUGUAGUGGAGGAUUCUGGCAAGUACUACACAUGGCGUAGUUUUGGCCCAGAAGACCAGCGUGCGCAGGAACUAUGGGUAGACAUGAAUGAUAUUCGACACGGCCAAGUCAGAGUCCAUGGCAUUCUGUCAAAUUCAUACAAGCAGGCUGUGAGGGUUGCCCUGUCGUUUGACUUUCCUUUUUACGGACAUUACCUGAGGCAGAUUACCAUAGCAACAGGAGGGUUCAUCUUCACAGGGGACAUUACUCACCGUAUGCUGACCGCAACACAGUACAUCGCACCUCUAAUGGCUAAUUUUGACCCCAGCUACUCCAAAGAUUCAACCGUGCAAUACCUGGAUAAUGGUGAGGUGUUUGUGGUGCAGUGGGAGCACGUCAGACUCCCAGGGAAAGAGUCAGAAGGAGCCUUUACGUUUCAGGCUGCCCUUUACAAAACAGGAACCAUCACAUUCAGCUACCGAGAUAUACCUCUGUCAUUAGAUGUGAUCAGUUCAGCUGAGCAUCCAGUGAAGGCCGGUUUGUCUGAUGCCUUCAUGGUCACAUCACCUUCUACUCAAUCACCAGAUGCCCAGCGGCGGACGAUCUAUGAGUACCAUCGGGUUGAAAUAGACACUACAAAGAUCACCAGCCUCUCUGCUGUUGAGUUCACUGCACUUCCUACAUGCCUGCAACAUGACAGCUGUGAGCUCUGCCUCUCAUCCAACCAAACCUCUGCUUGCAGCUGGUGCAAUGUACUCCAGAGGUGUUCAGAUGGCAUGGACAGACACAGACAAGAAUGGCUGGACUAUGACUGUUCAGACGAGAGCAAAGAUGCAACCUGUGAGGAUUACUUCAGGGCUGACAGCUCCACCGAUUCCUCUAUCACACCAGAGAUCGAGGAUGUGACCUCUUUGACUCCUCUUCAAAAAGGAUGUGAAAGCGACGAUGAGACCAAGCGACGUGUAUUUAAGACUGGAAAUGAUGUGAGGACAGAUUCUUCAACCAAGACUGACGGGUUGGCAAACACAGGAGUGAUAGCCGGUAUAGCAGCUGCACUUGUGUUACUUUUGGCUCUGAUACUUGUUGCUGUUUAUAUCAACUACCAUCCUACUGCUGUAUCACCACUUUACCUCAUCCAGCGACGCAAGAACUACUGGCCUUCCUGGAAGUUUCAGAAGCAACAACCUGGUUACACAGAAGUGGAAGGAGAAGGUCAUGAGAAAGACAGCAUUGUUGUAGCCGGGCCAUGUUGAAAUGGUGGCAGGAAACUUGGAUAAACAAGAUGUUUUUGCUUUACACUGAUUUCUACAAACAUUAAAGUGUAUUCUACAUUAGACUCCAAAGCCAGUUUUAACUCUUACAUUCAGUUUAUGGUGUUUUUAUCUUUCAUGACUCCUUUACAAAAUGAUGAAAUUGUUGCAACAGCUGAACGUUAUAUGAUAUGAAACGACUUCAUUAGAAAUGUAUAUCUCACCUGGAAUAAAUAGUGGUAUAGCACUAAUCUAAUUUAUCUAU
Molecule: messenger RNA, 1979 nt
Organism: Larimichthys crocea (large yellow croaker)
Lineage: Eukaryota; Metazoa; Chordata; Actinopteri; Sciaenidae
Product: plexin domain-containing protein 1
Exons: 14
Coding region: 248-1717 (489 amino acids)
Source: RefSeq, a predicted model, not a curated record